AUGAAGGCCUUCUCUAUUCCAUCUCAAUAUAGAUGGAAAUCCGCUAAACAAUACCCUUCGAAGUAUCGUCAGGAGUUGCAUCUCGCAUUACAAAGACUUGCCAUUCCUCCAAACCUCCCUAACCAGAAGCUUUUCAAAAUCACCACAUCCGCAGGCAAGGGUCAAGGCUGGAAAGCCCUCAAAGACAUUCAGCCAGGCACCCCUUUACUUGACGAAGAAGCACUCUUCUGGGUGCCGGAUGAUACAACUGUCGACGAGACCUUUGAUCGCUUCGAGGGCUUCUCGACACUUAGCUGUCCAAAUCCUGCUACUCCUCAACGCCGCUUUGAAGUGAAUAGCUUCGCGAUGGGCAAAGACAGACGGCAAAAGACUAGAUCGGGAAUCUUUUUGCUAGCGUCUCGGAUCAAUCACUCGUGCAUACCAAAUGCAUACUGUGCAUGGAAUUCGGAUCUGGGCAAAAAGGGCCGACUCACAGUAUAUGCAAUUGUGUAUAUACCAAAGCAUGCUGAGAUUCUUAUCGACUACUGCUAUCCGGAUUCAUUGAAAAGCAGGGACCAACGCCACCAAGGUCGUAGCAACUAUGGGUUUACGUGCACCUGUACAGCUUGUCAGUCGAAUACAGAUUCUGGCACGGAGAGUCAGAACAGCCGACAGAUAAUGGGUAACCUCGAGAGCCAGAUCGAUCAGCGAGUGCCACAAGACAACAAUGAGGAACUCACUCCACGAUCUAUACCGACUCAGUGA
This is a messenger RNA of Letharia columbiana, 744 nucleotides long. RefSeq lists its product as uncharacterized. The record is from RefSeq and is a predicted model, not a curated record. Gene Ontology annotation, molecular function: protein binding. NCBI's taxonomy places the organism in Eukaryota, Fungi, Ascomycota, Lecanoromycetes, Lecanorales, Parmeliaceae. The transcript has 2 exons. The coding region runs from base 1 to 744 and encodes 247 amino acids.